UGUGCCAGCUGGCCCAGUGAUCAACAACAUGGCGGAGGGACGACUCGCCUCUUACUAUGGCGAGCUCAAGAAGUUCAUUGAGAACUCUAACUACCAAAAGGUCAUAAAGGUCGCUAAUAAGAUUUUAGCAGAGGAGCCCAAGGAGCUGAAGGCCUGGCAGUGCAAGAUUGUGGCACUCAUCAACUUGGACCAAUUUUCUGAUGCUCUUUCUGUUGCCAAGAAGUCAAAGUUUUCAGAUGAAUUGGCCUUUGAGAAGGCAUACUGUGAGUACAGGCUGAACCAAGUCUCUGCUGCUUAUGACACCAUUUGCAAAGCUGCUCAAGUAACAACCCGUGUACAGGAGCUUCAGGCUCAGAUCCUCUACCGUUUGGAAAGAUAUAAUGAGUGUUCUGAUUUGUAUCGACACAUCGUUCACAUUACGACUGAUGACUUUGAUGCAGAGCGUGUGACCAACCUGACGGCUGUGGCUGUGAAUUGUGCAAUAGAUGGAACUAGUGAUGAUGACAACAUUGAUGUUGAUGAAUCAUCAUAUGAAUUGCUGUACAAUGGUGCAUGUCACCUGUUGGCUGCAGGACGAGUUGACGAGGCUCUGACCAAACUGCAGGAUGCAGAGGCCUUGUGUCGCACAUAUCUGACUCAAGAAGAAGGUGCCACAGAAGAGGAAGUCAACGAUGAUGUGGCCAUCAUCAGAGUCCAACAGGGUCACUGUAUGCAGCUGCUGGGACGGGAGCGAGAGGCCCUCGCGGUCUAUAAUAAUGUGCUCAAGUCUAAGCCUGAGGACCCAGCCCUCUUGGCUAUCAUCAACAACAACUUGGUCUCCAUUAAUCGAGCAGCCAAUGUCUUUGACUCGCGCAAGAGGAUGAAGACGGCCAUGGCACCGGGUCUCGAGCACAAACUGACCAGCUAUCAGCGGUCUACCAUUAGCCUCAACCACUGCCUCCUUGCUUACCACACCAAUCAGGAUGAAGUAUGUCGAACAGAGACUCAAAACUUGACAAAGGAGUACCCACAGUUGUCUCUUAAGGCACAGAUGAUUCAAGCAGCCCAGCUGGGACGAGAAGGGAAGCUUGCAGAGGCACGCGCCAUACUCAGAAAAUGUGCUCAGGAUAAUCCAGAUGAUGCUCUUUAUAUCACCCUGGCUGCCACUCAGAUACUGUUAGCUAAGGGAGACAAGAAGAGCGCAUGUGAGAUGUUGAUGUCGUUAGAUGAAAGUGACAAGUACCGCCAAGGCAUCAUCUCUGCCUUGGUUGCUCUUUAUGUGUCACUAGGAGAUCGUGGCAGUGCGUCGGCAGUCCUUAGGCAAGCAGUGGAGUGGCACAAGAAGAAUAGGACAUCAGCAGUGCAUCUGGGUGAGUUAUGGCGGCAUGCAGCAGACUUCCACUUGCGUAGCGGUGAUGCUCCCACAGCUGCAGCUUCCCUCUUGGAACUCCGCAAACUCCACCCUAAGGACGUCAACACACUCGCACAGCUAAUCAGUGCAUAUGCUCGAUAUGAUUUGAGUGCGGCGAAGACGUUGGCACGAGAGCUUCCUCCAAUUAGUGGCAUCGUAGGGAACGUGGAUGUUGACACACUCGAGGCAUCACUAGGUCAUCGCUACUUCAAGAAGAUCCAGCAGUCACGAGGAGAGGGCUCGCCUUCAUCGCCAGCCUCGCCCAAAUCUGCUACGACUCCAGGAACAGAAAUAAAGAAGACAAAGAAGAAGAAGAAGAGAAAGCCACAUCUUCCAAAAGACUAUAAUCCCAAUGUUCUACCUGAUCCCGAGCGUUGGCUGCCCAAGUGGCAGCGUAAAGGUUACCGCAAGAAGAAGGACCGUCGCGCCAAGGAUGUCAUGAAGGGCACACAGGGAGUGUCAAGUGAAGCUGCUGACAAGUUUGACAUCACCAAAACUGCUGGACAGCAUAAGCCAGCCCAGGCUGUGGUCAGCCCACAACCAGAGUCUCAGGGACCGCGCCGCAACAUACUCAAGAAGAAGAGUGGCGGCAAAAAGAAGAAAGGCAGUGCAUGGUAGUGAGAAACACAUUAGCAAGACAAGUGAGGGCUGUUCAAGGUCUAUCACAACCACAUGUAAUGGGCGACACUUUUUUUUUUUUUUUUUUUUUAUCACUCGUUCUCAAAUAAAAUAUACAGUGUAUCUGUAUAGUUUUUCUACUGAUCAUAAAUUUCUCCGGCUAGUUGGCAAAGUUAGCUUGGUCUAGGGUACUCAUUUGCUGGUGUUGGACAGUGAUGCUAUUUGAGCUUUAGCAGGUCAUGUGACAAGAUGUGCAUUACCUGGAUAUGAUUAGUAUGAAUAUGGCAGGAAAAGAUGGCUAUGUAAUAUAACACACUUGUUCUCACUACUGUAAUAUUCUCCUAUGAUAGGAUAAGAUGAUGUUCUUAUAGGAAUUAUCUUCAUAAAUAAAAUUACAUUAAUUAAAAA
Molecule: messenger RNA, 2416 nt
Organism: Procambarus clarkii (red swamp crayfish)
Lineage: Eukaryota; Metazoa; Arthropoda; Malacostraca; Decapoda; Cambaridae
Gene: Srp72
Product: signal recognition particle 72
Biological process (GO): SRP-dependent cotranslational protein targeting to membrane
Cellular component (GO): signal recognition particle, endoplasmic reticulum targeting
Molecular function (GO): 7S RNA binding; protein binding; ribosome binding
Source: RefSeq, a predicted model, not a curated record